This is a messenger RNA of Microsporum canis CBS 113480, 1623 nucleotides long. RefSeq lists its product as hypothetical. Lineage: Eukaryota; Fungi; Ascomycota; Eurotiomycetes; Onygenales; Arthrodermataceae. The record is from RefSeq and is a predicted model, not a curated record. The transcript is spliced from 5 exons. Bases 1 to 1623 code for a protein of 540 amino acids.
AUGGUAAAAGAAGAUGAUGUUCCAUUUUGGACAGCCAGAGCAGCUGUCUACUCUGCUCAGCUUUCUGCCUGGGAACACCUACAGUUGCACUUCUUCUUGAACCAUGCCGUUGAUCGAAAUAUGUCCGGCCAGUUUCUUCUGGAUAAACUCUCAAAUUUGAGCCAAGAUGACUCAAGGGAGGAUUUUUUGCGCUCUAUGAUACAUGAUUUGCGGUCUCUGGCCGAAAAGUUCUCCCGGAGCACCCUGGUAUCCAGUGGCACUAUUGCGGCUCUUCGGGAGCGCCAGAAUAAUAUUUGUUAUAUCUCGGGCAGUUCCCAGGACCUUAGGGCGACCCAUAUCAUCUCCCCUUCAGUCCUAAAUGAUGAUGACCUCCAGCCCGGUACCCGAUUACGCGAAAUCUUGGAGGCAUCCGUAACCCCGGAGCUAGUCAACAAACUCUUCUCUUUUCUAAAGUCCUGCAAGAAUACUAGUGACAACCUAAAAAAUUUAUGGUUGAUGAGCCCGCCUGUGUCGUUUGCAUUCCGAGACGGAUAUAUUUCAAUGCACAAGAAUGAAUCUAAUCCUAAAAAAUUACAUUGGAUGAUCCGAAAAACUUCGCCUGGUCGCUUUGUGGUCCCAGGCCUCCCAAAGAACUGCAAAUUAUCUAUCAUGCCGUCCACUCCAGACCAGACCCGCCUUCCUUUACCUGAAGGAUUUUUACUUAGGAUCCAUGAACGUAUUCCUCAAUUUACGUACUACUUGGCUAUCGAAAAACAAAUACAGGCCGGGUGGAAAAUAGAUGGCGAAUACACCGGACCUACUAGAACGUUCAGCCGGUGUGUCUUACGAAGGCUCUUUUACAUCCUCCCACGAUCCCUCCGGCUAAAACUUAUCAAGCUUAUUAUUCGAGUACAAGAUCGCUGGGACCCCCCUAGUGAUAAGUUUGUUAGGUUUUUACCCUUUGGCCUUUGCUUAAAGAUUGGACAUCGAGUGAUGGAAAAUGAAGCAAACGCUCUACUCUUAAUCGAAAAGCAAACGAAAGUCCCGGCACCUCAGCUAAUUGGCUUUGCUAGAGAUAACCAGGGAGAUGGAUAUCUUCUCAUGUCAAGGGUACCAGGUGUUCCAGUAAACACCGUUUACUAUCGUAUGACAUAUGAAGAACGUGUCCAGCUUUCAAAAGACCUGAAAGAAUAUAUCUUGCAGUACCGUCAAAUACGAAAUACGUCUCCUUACCUUAUUUGCAAUACGCUAGGGGGACCAACCACUGACCACCGGACCGAUACAGGCAGUAUAUGGGGUCCUUACCGUACAAAAGAUGGAUUCACUAAUAUGCUCACAGAGGGCCUUGAAGAGCUUAGAAGCGAGUACCCCAUUUCGGUCCUAUACAAGAAGGAUCACAGAAUAGUCUUUACUCACUCCGACCUGCAUCUUUCCAACCUAUUCAUUCACUCUGGGAGAUUGUCUGGCAUUGUCGACUGGGAGAGCGCAUGUUUCAAACCAGAAUAUUGGGAGUUUACACGAGCUCUGUGGUCAUCCAUGGGUGAUAGGCAACGAGAACUGGACCUUAGUUUCGCAUUUGAUGAGAGUUAUCAUGAAGAGCUCGAAGCUGAGAAGCUCAUUUGGGAUAAAAAGCCUGUCUAUUGA